Messenger RNA from Phragmites australis (common reed), 1467 nucleotides. RefSeq lists its product as uncharacterized. The transcript has 12 exons. The coding region runs from base 150 to 1199 and encodes 349 amino acids. Lineage: Eukaryota; Viridiplantae; Streptophyta; Magnoliopsida; Poales; Poaceae. Gene Ontology annotation, cellular component: COPII-coated ER to Golgi transport vesicle; endoplasmic reticulum. The record is from RefSeq and is a predicted model, not a curated record.
CCCCCUCCAAUCUCUUUCUCUCUCUCUCUCGCUCACUCUGUUUUUCUCUAAUUCUGCCCCAAAUCGCUGAUAUCUCAAUAUCUCAAGCGAUCGGGCUAGCAGGCUGGAGAUCCAUCGGGGUGAGGACCGAUUCCUCGUGUUGCUGAAAGAUGGCGAGGAUACCGUCGCUGAAGAACCUCAAUGCGUUUCCGCACGCGGAAGAGCACUUGUUGAAGAAGACUUACUCUGGCGCUAUCGUGACAAUUAUCGGGCUAAUUAUAAUGGUCACACUGUUCGUGCAUGAGCUGCAGUUUUAUCUUACCACCUACACAGUGCAUCAGAUGUCUGUAGAUCUGAAACGAGGAGAAACUCUGCCAAUUCAUAUAAAUAUGUCAUUUCCUUCUUUGCCAUGUGAAGUAUUGAGUGUGGAUGCAAUCGACAUGUCUGGGAAACAUGAAGUUGAUUUGAAUACAAAUAUUUGGAAGCUACGCUUGGAUAGGUAUGGCCAUAUCAUUGGUACAGAGUACUUGUCUGAUCUAGUUGAAAAGGAACAUGGGGCUCAUGAUCAUGACCAUGGCCAUGAGCAUCAUGAUGAACAAAAGAAGCACGAACACACCUUCAAUGAAGAUGCGGAGAAAAUGGUUAAGAGUGUCAAACAAGCACUGGAAAAUGGUGAAGGAUGCCGAGUGUAUGGGAUUUUAGACGUGCAGAGGGUUGCGGGUAACUUCCACAUCUCUGUGCAUGGUUUAAACAUUUUUGUUGCUGAGAAGAUUUUUGAAGGUUCAAGCCAUGUGAAUGUCAGUCAUGUUAUUCAUGAUCUGUCCUUUGGCCCUAAGUAUCCAGGAAUUCAUAAUCCUCUGGAUGAAACCACAAGGAUACUUCAUGACACAAGUGGAACUUUCAAAUAUUAUAUCAAGAUCGUUCCAACUGAGUACAGAUAUAUCUCAAAGCAAGUAUUGCCAACAAAUCAGUUUUCUGUCACGGAGUAUUUUGUUCCCAUUCGUCCAACUGAUAGGUCCUGGCCAGCUGUUUACUUCCUGUAUGAUCUUUCACCAAUUACAGUCACCAUCAAAGAAGAAAGACGGAACUUCCUGCAUUUCAUAACUCGUCUAUGUGCAGUUCUUGGGGGCACAUUUGCCAUGACAGGAAUGCUUGAUCGAUGGAUGUACCGGCUUAUUGAGUCUGUCAGUAACUCAAAGACCAGAAGCGUGCUGCGGUAACUGCGCACUGGAUGGUUACCUGUGGCUAAUCAAGCCAAUCAGGACCCGGAUCCUCUGCAUUAAUGAUGGAUUAAUGCAGAGGAUCACUGGUGCACAGUAAAUUUGGUUGCUACAGUGAUGCAUAUUAGCUAACCACAUUGUACUGUAGCAACAGUAAUCUAGUUGGCUGUCCAGUCGAUCUGGUACUGUAGCACACUACUAUAGUGACACUGUGCCAUACCAAUCCUAUGCAUCCACAUGAAAUCAACGACUGACCUAAUGUAUUUUA